This is a messenger RNA of Lodderomyces beijingensis, 1113 nucleotides long. The record is from the annotation of a GenBank genome assembly. NCBI's taxonomy places the organism in Eukaryota, Fungi, Ascomycota, Pichiomycetes, Serinales, Debaryomycetaceae.
AUGACCGGCAAGACCAACAGUUUAGUCUACUUUGACCUUUCUUGCAAUGGCAAGCCCAAGGGACGUGUAGUGUUCAAGUUGUACGACGAAGUAGUGCCGAAAACCGUGGAGAAUUUCAGACAAUUGUGCACGGGGGAAGCGGGCAACUCCAAAGUUUCCGGUAAGCCAUUGAGUUACAAAGACUCGAUUUUCCAUAGAGUCAUCAAGGACUUCAUGUGCCAAGGAGGAGACUUCACCCAUGGCAACGGCACUGGGGGAGAGUCCAUCUAUGGCGAGAAAUUUGAAGAUGAAAACUUUGAGAAGUUGCACGAUAAGCCAUUUUUGUUAUCCAUGGCUAAUGCCGGACCAAACACCAACGGAUCGCAGUUUUUCAUUACUACCGUGCCCACCCCGCAUUUGAAUGGCAAGCAUGUUGUAUUUGGCGAAGUUGUGCAGGGCAAGUCCAUCGUGCGCCAAUUGGAACGAAGCGAGAAGGACAGCGGAGAUAAGCCAUUGGAGGAGUGGAAGAUUGCCGAUUGUGGACAAUUGCCGCAGGACUAUCAAUUGACCUCUGAUGCCGGCGUAGACGACGGCACGGGGGACACGUUUGAAGAAGUUUUGGGCGAUAACGAUAACAUCGACGUCAACUCGCCGCAGUCGGUGUUUGAUGCCGUGUCCAAGAUUAAAGAUAUCGGCACGAAACUUUUGAAAGAGGGGAAAUUGGAAAAAUCGUUUGACAAGUACCGCAAGGCCACCAGUUAUAUCGACGAUUACUUCCCUUCGAACUUGAGCGAAGCCGACUUGCAAGAACGCAACAAGUUGAAAGUCUCGUGCUCGUUGAACCAGGCACUCGUGGCGUUGAAGUUGAAAAAGGGCAGAGCCGCCGUCGCUGCUGCUGACCAGGCAUUGAGCACCGACAAUAUCGAUGCCAAAUCCAAAGUCAAAGCCUUGUACCGUAAAGGAUCGGGUUAUCUUUUAGCUAAGGAUGAAGAAAGUGCGCAACUGUACUUCGAACAGGCCUUGGCUUUGGAGCCUAGUGAUCCUGCUAUCAAGAAGGGGCUUCAGGAUGUCAAGCUUCAAAUCAAGGAGAGGAAGGAGAAGCAGAAGAAGAAUAUGGCCAAGUUUUUCAGCUGA